Molecule: messenger RNA, 258 nt
Organism: Diaporthe amygdali
Lineage: Eukaryota; Fungi; Ascomycota; Sordariomycetes; Diaporthales; Diaporthaceae
Exons: 3
Coding region: 1-258 (85 amino acids)
Molecular function (GO): carbon-sulfur lyase activity
Source: RefSeq, a predicted model, not a curated record
AUGGUCAGAGCCAGCUGCGUUUGUGGGGAUUCUGCAUACGAGUUCACGGGGAAGUAUCAGGCCUAUGUUGCAUGCCGGUGUAUACCCUGCCGCAAGGUCUCAGGCGCUGAUCGGUCGAUGAACCUGAUUGUGCACAAGGAUGAGGUGACAAUCAUUUCAGGAACAGACAAAUCGGUAUCCAGAGAGGCCGACAGCGGCAAGGACUUGACAUAUCUGUGGCAAUACAAUGUUUGCGGUGGCUGGAAAAGAUCCGAAUAA